UGAAUCAAUUGAAUGUGCAAGACUGGGCUUCUUUAUGGACCCAAAUAGCCUCUGAUAAAACCCUAGCGAAUUAGGGCAAUCAGGGCGGAGGAGACGAAGGGGAGGAGAGCAAUCAGGGAAAGAUGUCUAAGCGCGGGCGUGGAGGAUCGGCGGGGAACAAGUUCAGGAUGUCGCUGGGUCUGCCGGUGGCGGCGACGGUAAACUGCGCGGACAACACCGGCGCGAAGAAUCUGUAUAUCAUAUCGGUGAAGGGGAUCAAGGGUCGUCUAAACAGGCUUCCCUCUGCUUGCGUGGGUGACAUGGUGAUGGCCACCGUGAAGAAGGGUAAGCCCGAUCUCCGUAAGAAGGUCCUCCCCGCGGUCAUCGUCCGGCAGCGCAAGCCGUGGCGCAGAAAGGAUGGAGUUUACAUGUACUUCGAAGAUAAUGCUGGGGUCAUCGUGAAUCCCAAAGGUGAAAUGAAAGGGUCUGCCAUCACUGGUCCAAUUGGAAAAGAAUGUGCUGAUUUGUGGCCCAGGAUUGCUAGUGCUGCAAACGCCAUUGUUUAAAAAUAGGAGCGUUGUUUUUUGAAUAUGUUUAUGUGUUUCUUUGAUACAAAAUCUUUAAAUUGGUGUUUUUAGCAAUGGAAAAUCUGUUAUUGUUAUGUGGGGAAUAUUUACUUUUCUGAAUUGAGUAUGUGCAAUUAUUGCAUUGUGGGCUAUAGUGAGACUUGAUACCUUGUAGUAUGAAUGUGCUUCUCUAAUACUUUCUUGUGUGAUUUAUUACUCGUGAAGUUUUGUACAAGGGGAGUUAUAUUAUCAUUUAUUUGCAUAUAUUGACAUAGAAUGUCCUUUGUCUCCUAAUCUCUGACCGAACCUUUACUAGUUGUAUUGGGGAGCUUGAAUAUGUUCUCCGCAAUCUAUUUGUAGGAAUUGUAUGUAAUGGCCUUAUGACCCUUCCUUGUGCAAUAACAUUUCAUUUUUAUGCUGCAUGAUCUUCGAAUGAAUGUCCCUGGAUUGUCUUAUGGCAAAUCUCCAACAAUCUUCGCACUGUUUCACUGUGAUUAUAGAGACUUUGCUUGCCUUUGUAUUAUCUUGCAGCAGUAAUACGCAAACGUUUGUUGGUUCUAACAUAGCAUUGUACUGACUGUAUGAUAGCAUUCUUUUAUCUAUCUGUUGAAUAUUACUCUUUUUUCUUCCUUUUACGAAGCUACCGCCAUUUAUGGUGAGCUACUGGACUGGCCCUCAAUUUGCCAUUGAAAUUGAUUGAAAACAGUGAAAAAGAGUCGGUAUUGUGGACUUCCUGAAGUGAAACUAUUUCAUAGGCUUUGAAUUUGGGAGUUUAUUUCAUUGACAUGGUUUUUUCGAUAGACCUUACUCUGUCUGAUAUUUAAGGUAACUAUGCUGGCUAUGCUGUUCAAUUUUGUUUCUUGAUAUUGUUUGAAGAAAACAUUUACUUUCUUCACAAAAGUAGGAGUAUUUCACAGACACCGUAUAUUCUGUGUGCAAUUUGAGGCUGGAGUGAUUGCAAACCGAUUGGUACCUCACCACAUUGAUGUUUUCUUUUCAGAAAGGACCAGGAGGGCCUACAGGUAUCAAUGCCAAAAUUGACUGAUUCUCCAUUAUCAGAACACUUCCCACCUUCAGCAAAUGCGCGAUUGCCACACGACAAAAGUCCCUUGGAUGCUAUCUGAUGGAAUAUCAAUCAGAGACUACUACAUUUCCUGGUAUUUCUUACUACCCUGUUGAGUGUUGAUAAAUAUAAUCAUCCCCGGAAGCAAAAAGUUAUGAAAAUACAAACUGUAGUUGACCGGAAGAAGAAGAUUCCUUUGUUGAAUUGGGGAAGAAAGAUUUAUAUAUGCUCUACAAGUGCUUCCCCUCUUGUUAACAGUGGUCGUUGGAGUCUCCCAGGAAAUUGCUGCCUAGGAUUGCAUGUUGCAAGGCUUCUGCUUUUGAAGUUCAGCUCGGAGUUAAAGCAACUUAUGAGCUGGCACAGCAACAUCACAAGCUAUAAUUAUGAUCCAGAGAGUUACUACCAGAAUUUCGAUAAUGGUUGCUUGGAUGACAACCCCUCGCCUUUGGUUCCCCGAGUGCCUUAACCCUUUUGAAUACAUGUGUUUGGGAAUCUAAUUUUGUUUUGAGCUAUGAUGCCUAUUUCUUACUCAUCAUAUGAUGCCUAUUUUGAGCUAUGAUGCCUUUGUGUUCUUUUGGUUCUCUUUCUCCCGAUUACGUAGUUGUUGGUAAUUGAAGCGUGGAUUGAGAUCUAUGUUCGAGAAUGUCGUGUUAACUGCAGAUUCGUAUUCUUGUUGUG
Andrographis paniculata is the source of this 2286-nucleotide messenger RNA. RefSeq names its product 60S ribosomal protein L23-like. Gene Ontology annotation, cellular component: ribosome; cytosolic large ribosomal subunit. The transcript is spliced from 4 exons. Gene Ontology annotation, biological process: translation. Gene Ontology annotation, molecular function: structural constituent of ribosome; large ribosomal subunit rRNA binding. NCBI's taxonomy places the organism in Eukaryota, Viridiplantae, Streptophyta, Magnoliopsida, Lamiales, Acanthaceae. The record is from RefSeq and is a predicted model, not a curated record. Bases 123 to 545 code for a protein of 140 amino acids.